This is a messenger RNA of Manihot esculenta (cassava), 2523 nucleotides long. RefSeq names its product calcium-dependent protein kinase 8. The coding region runs from base 573 to 2180 and encodes 535 amino acids. The record is from RefSeq and is a predicted model, not a curated record. Gene Ontology annotation, biological process: peptidyl-serine phosphorylation; intracellular signal transduction; protein autophosphorylation. Gene Ontology annotation, cellular component: cytoplasm; nucleus. Gene Ontology annotation, molecular function: ATP binding; calmodulin binding; calcium ion binding. NCBI's taxonomy places the organism in Eukaryota, Viridiplantae, Streptophyta, Magnoliopsida, Malpighiales, Euphorbiaceae. The transcript has 9 exons.
UUCCCUUAUUCUCUAAUAUAUUCUUUAAAUACCCAAAAGUAGAGAGUUUGUUUUUAUUGGUUUUGAAGGCAAAAUUUAUCUGCUUUUGUCUACCUAACCCUACAGUUAGAGCAAGUAGUAGAGUUGCAUUUUCUUUUACAAGAAAAGGAAAUGUAUCUAAAUACUUACAAAACCCAGAGGUAGAAUAGCACCAAGUGUCUUUGCAGUUUUUUGUCUUUUUCUUAUUGGGUUUGUUUGAAUAUGCUGGGAAAGAGUAAAAAAGAAAAAAGGAAAAAGAGCAAUAGGGUUCUUUCUCUCUCUGUCUCCUUGCGUCAUCGUUGAAUCAAAGAGAGUGGGAGAGGGUCUCUCUCUGCAAAAGAGAAGAGGAAGAGGAAGAGGAAGAGCAAGAAAAGAGCUGCUUUGACUCUCUCUCUUUAGCUCUUUCAAAUUCACACUUUUGCGUCGGUCUUUUCACGUUCACCCAGUUAUUGCAUUUAAGUAACUGAAGCUUAUUUGGGUAUCCCGGAGAUUCUUCUAUCAGCGUUUAAAUCUUCAGAAUUCCCUGUUGAAGUUUUAGAGAGAAGCGUGGAUCCAUGGGUAACUGCUGCGUGACUCCAGCUUCAAGCUCUGAGAAUAAGAAUAAGAAGAAAGCCAAAGGUGAAGACAAACAGCAAAAUCCAUUCUUUGGCGAUGAUUAUGUUGUGAAAAGUGGAUCUGCUCGUUUGGAUAAGCUCCUGGUCUUGAAAGAACCCACUGGCCGUGAUAUCUCUGCACAUUACGAUCUGGGUGGCGAGCUUGGCCGGGGUGAAUUUGGGAUUACAUACUUGUGUUCUGAUGUAAGCAAUGGUGAAAAGUUUGCUUGUAAAUCUAUAUCCAAGAAGAAGCUAAGGACUGCAGUGGAUAUUGAGGAUGUGAGGAGGGAGGUUGAGAUAAUGAAACAUUUGCCUUCCCAUCCAAAUAUUGUCUCUUUGAGGAGUACUUAUGAGGAUGAUAGAGCUGUGCACAUUGUAAUGGAGUUAUGUGAGGGAGGGGAGCUGUUUGAUAGGAUUGUGGCUCGGGGGCACUACACAGAAAGGGCUGCUGCUGCAGUUAUGCGAACUAUUGUGGAAGUUGUUCAGAUGUGCCAUAAACACGGAGUUAUGCAUCGUGAUCUCAAACCGGAGAACUUUCUAUUUGCAAAUAAGAAGGAAAACGCCCCCUUAAAAGCAAUUGAUUUUGGAUUGUCAGUCUUCUUUAAACCUGGUGAGAGAUUUAAUGAGAUUGUGGGUAGUCCUUAUUACAUGGCUCCAGAGGUUUUAAAACGCAAUUACGGCCCAGAAGUUGAUGUCUGGAGUGCUGGAGUUAUUCUUUAUAUUUUACUUUGUGGUGUCCCACCUUUCUGGGCAGAAACUGAGCAAGGGGUAGCGCAGGCAAUUAUUCGCUCUGUAAUUGAUUUCAAGAGGGACCCAUGGCCUAAAGUUUCUGAUAAUGCAAAGGACCUGGUGAAGAAAAUGCUUAAUCCUGAUCCUAAGCUACGACUUACAGCUCAGCAAGUGCUCGAACAUCCUUGGUUACAAAAUGCAAAGAAGGCUCCAAAUGUCUCACUGGGUGAGACUGUGAAAGCAAGGCUCAAACAGUUUUCUGUGAUGAACAAGCUGAAAAAAAGAGCACUCAGGGUUGUGGCUGAGCAUCUGUCAGUGGAGGAAGUGGCAGGCUUAAAGGAGGCAUUUGACAUGAUGGAUACUGCCAAGAGAGGCAAGAUUAACAUUGAGGAACUAAGAAUGGGGUUGCAAAAGCUUGGACAGCCGAUUCCUGAUGCAGAUCUUCAAAUCCUAAUGGAUGCUGCUGAUGUUGAUGGUGAUGGAUCGCUGAAUUAUGGAGAGUUUGUCGCAGUUUCAGUGCACAUUAAAAAAUUGGCAAACGAUGAGCACCUACAUAAAGCUUUUGCCUUUUUUGAUCGAAAUCAGAGUGGUUACAUAGAGAUUGAAGAUGUGAGAGAAUCCUUAAAUGAUGAAAUAGACACCUGUAGUGAGGAUGUUAUCAGUGCCAUCAUGCAUGAUGUUGAUACAGACAAGGAUGGGCGCAUAAGCUACGAGGAGUUUGCAGCAAUGAUGAAGGCUGGCACAGACUGGAGAAAAGCCUCCAGGCAAUACUCGCGAGAAAGAUUCAAUAGUCUGAGCUUAAAACUGAUGAGAGAUGGAUCAUUGCAGGUAGCCAGUUGAAGGUAGAAUGAGCAAAGGGAAGGAAAAAAAACUAAUGGCAUGACGGAAGAAAAAGAAUCCUCUUUGUUGUUGAGUUUCAUGAAAUUACUAUCAUCUUUCCUUUUUCAACUUCAUGGGAUGUUUUGGAUAGGUAGGAUUAGAGCAAUUGCCUUAGUUUCUUUUGAUGUGCUUUAGAAUUUGUUUAUUCUGAGGUGAUUGCAGGAGAGUAAUUGGACCACAAUUAUGUUGUUGUAAAUAUGUGAUGAGUUGUUUAAUUGGAUUAAACCAAUUUGACACCCAUUCCAUUCACAUUUCUAUUUUCUAUAUAGAAGCCAUGCUUUUAUGGCAGUAACCUUGGUCUUUA